AUGUCCACUGCCGGUUCGUUCAUUUUUCUUCCUUCCUCAUUCAUUUUUCCCAUGAAACUACAAAAACCUGCAGAUUUAAUGAUGAAAAUAGACAAAAAAGCGGGAAAUUCUGAAUGACAGGUGAAACUAGACCGUAGAUUACUGGUUAAGUCACCGGAAGGCUCUUUUUUUUUUGGUGGUUCGAUAAACUUUUUUCGAUAAAUUAAUCCAUGAUUUUUGAUUCACAAAAGUCAAAGAUCGAGUUGAGAGACCAUUUUUCGGACCAGAAUCGGGUGAUUUUUCAGAAAACUAUCGGAAAAAAUUAAUAAAUCGACAAAAAUUCUCUCAUUAAGUUCAAAAAAGUGGUUGAAAAUCGGUCGUUGAGUCUUAACAGAGUGGCUAAAGAUCUAGAUGCAUGUGCUAGAGAUCACAAGUUCAAUCCCCAUCGAGGCGAAACAUUUUUGCCAAUACGAAUAGAGCUGAAAUCGGUCAUAGAUCCCUGGAAGACUGGCUAAGGACCUAGAUUUCUGGCUGGAAGUUACAGGUUCAAUCCCCUUCGCGGCAAAAAUUUUUUUGCCAUUUCGACUAAAGCUAAAACCAUUAAUAAAGGCUUGGUAGAGCGGCUAGAAACCUAGAUUUUUGUGCUAAGGGUUUCAAGUUCAAUCCCCAUCGAGGCAAGAUAUCUUUUUCCAUUUCGACUAAAGCUAAAACCGUUCAUAAAGGCUUGGCAAAGUGGCUAAAGAUCUAGAUUUCUGUGCUAGAGAUCACGAGUUCAAUCCCCAUCGAGGCGAAACAUCUUUUGCCAUUUCGAAUAAAGCAAAAAUCGGUCCUAGUGCCCUUGGCAGAGUGGCUAAGGAUCUAGAUUUCUGUGCAAGAGGUCAAAAGUUCAACCCCCAUCGAGACACAAUUUUUUUGCCAUUAUGAAGAAGGCUAAAAUCGGGCCCUAGAUCCCUGACAGAGUGGCUAAAUGUUUAGAUUUCUACGCUAAAGGCCGUAAGUUCAAUCCCCAUCGAUGCAAUAUUUUGUUGCCAAUACGAAUUUAGCUAAAAUCGGUCAUAAAGCCCUAGCAAAGUGGCUAAAGCUCUAGAUUUCUGUGCUAGGGGUUACGAGUUCAAUCCCCAUCGAGGCAAAAUUUUUUUUUGCCAAUUCGAAUAAAGCUAUUUAGAAACUUCAAAGCCACAAAUUUCAUUCUAAAACUCUUCAUUUCACCUUAUGACCACUUUAAAAAAUGGCAAAAAAAAAUUCGCCACCGAUAGGACUCGAACCUAUAACCAUUUGAAUGUUGGUUUCCAGAUUCAGAAGCACUAAUUUCUUCACAAAACUCAAAGUUAUUCUUUAUUCAACCUUAAAAAAACAUUUUUUUGAAAAAAAUGGCAAAAAAAAUUUAGCCACCGAGAGGAAUCGAACCUGGGAUCAUAUCAGUGUCAAAAAACCUCGUUUAUAGAUGAAAAUCGCUUUUUCUUUUUUUUUUAAUGGCAAAUAAAAACCUCGCCACCGAGGGGACUCGAACCUGGGACCAUAUCUGUGUCAAAAACAUCCGUUUUUGAUAGAAAAUCGUCGCUUUACUGUCAAAAUCAAGUUUAAAACAGUUGAAAUAGCAAUUAAUUCAGGCCAAUCCUUUCUUGAGCCAGAAAACCGGCGGGGAAAUGCAAUAAUUCGCUCUGGAACAGUGCCUUUCUACCUGAUUUGUGGCCUCGGAGGCACUUUGAGCGCAGGUUUUUGUCUAUAAUAUCCUCAAAAUGAUAUGGAUUUUCUAGGCGGUACUCAUUUGGCGAUAACUCCAUUGGAUCUGAUUAAAUGUCGAAUGCAAACAAAUCCGGGAAAAUACUCGGGGAUCGCUCAAACUGCGAAACUAACAGUGGAACAAGUGACUGAAUUUCUCAAUAUUCUAAUUUUGUUCAGUGGCCCCUUAAGAGGUUUCUCAAGGACUACUUGGAGAGGACACUAUAGUGAUUACUAAAACCACCUCUAUGGAAGCCACUUUUUCACGUCUUAGUGGCCACUAUAGUAGUUUUGAUGGUCUAGUAGUAACACCUAGUCUUCUGAAGUGGUCACUAGUUUGACUACUAUAAAGGCCACUGAGGCGUCAAAACCCUAAAGUAGCCACAUUGGAGAGGACGCUAAAGUGGCUACUAAAGCUACAAGCUACAUCUAUUGGCGCCACUACUAUAGGGGCCACUAAAAAGUCAAAACCCUAAAGUGGCCACAUUGGAGAGGACGCUAUAGUGGCUACUAAAGCUACAUCUAUUGGCGCCAAUGUUUUGCGUCUUAGUGGCCACUCUAGUAGUUUCAAUGGUCUAGCAGUACCACCAACUCUUCUAAAGUAGCCAUUAACUUGAAUACUAUAGUGGCCAAUCAAACGUAAAAAGCCUAAAGUGACCACUAAAAAUUUUCCAAGCCUACAUUUCGAUACAUCCCUUAAAAGGUAAGUCAUUGGACUUUGAAUUUUUUAAAAGUUGGCCAGAAAGCUCCUACGAGUACCCCAAAAGGAUUCUGAAGGUUUCAACCUGCAAAACUACCUAUUUUUUGAGAAAUAAGGCCUCCAAGCCCGAAAAAGCCUAUUUUAACGGAAUUUGAAGGUUUCUUUUGACUUUGAGAUGUCCUUUUUCAAAAAAUCGGAAGUUUUGCUGAUUGAGACUUUCAUGAUCUGCUUCUGGUACAUCAAGGAGUAUUAUGGCCGAUUUUCAAAAAAUUUCUCAAGCCUGAAGUAAAAUGACCUUUCUUGUUGAUAUUUUAACAAAAUCAACUUCUUCAUUGACUUUUUCAGGUUUUAAACUAAUUAAAAGUCCCAAAAUUCUUAAAAAAGGUCAAAAAUCGAUUCAGGACGGUUUGAAAGGCCUGGCGAGAGGAUGGGCGCCAACGGCGUUAGGUUACGGACUUCAGGGCUUCUCGAAAUUCGCUUUUUAUGAAGUAAUCUUCCGUUUUUUAAGUUAUCAUGCAUUUUCCAAAGAACCAACUUCAAAUAGCAGUUGGAAAAUUCGGACAAGACACCAUAUUGGGAUGAAAAAUCAAAAACGGUCAUUUUUCAGGUUUUCAAGAAAAAACUAUCCGAUGCUGUCGGCGAUGAGAAAGCUCACAGGUGAAUAUGAAGAAUCAAAAGUACAUAGAAGGUCCAAAGUGGUCCCUCUAGGGGCAGCCUUAGGGCCGAAGGUUGCCUUCUAGGGACCGCUUUACCUCUCCCAAAAGGGGCCACUUAAGCUUAUAAAAGUGGCCCCUAUAGGGGUUCCAAAAAGUGGCCCUUGGAGGGGUUUCAAUUAGAGGCUUCUUCAAGGGACAUGCUAGCAAAAGUGGUCCCUAUAGGGGUCCCAGUCAGCGGCCCUCUGGGGGAUAUUCUAGUGACCUCUAUAGGGGUUCUAAUUAGAGGCUUCUAUAAAGGACAUGCUAGCAAAAGUGGCCCCUAUAUGGGUUCCAAAAUGUGACCCCUAUGGAGGUUCCAGUUAAAGGUCUCUAUAGGGUACAUGCUAGUGCCCCCUAGAGGGAAACAAUAAUUUUCAAGCAUUAACUCAAAAACUUUUUCUCAAGUUUAUAGUAUCCCUACUGAAUGGCUACAAAGUUCUAAAUGAUAAAAAAAAGGCGAAAUAUAUAUUUUUUUUUCCAAAAAUUUUUUCGCUCUGAAAUACAACAAGGUACACUGCAGACGCUCAAAAUCUCUUCAAAAAAUAUUAUUUUUCAAGAUACCGUGGAUUAAUCUAUUUGGCGUCGGCCAGUAUGGCCGAAGCGAUCGCAGAUGUUGCCCUGGCGCCAUUUGAAGCUGCAAAAGUUCGGUUAGUCCUUUUUUUUUGAAUAAAAACUCUUAAAAAGGGUCAGGGAUUCCGCAAAGUUUGAAAAUAGCCAAAAAAAAUAGCACCAGUAGCUAGAAAAUCAGCCUAAAAUACUUGAAACUGCACGAUUAUUUAAAAAAAAAUCAAAAAUUUAGGACAAAAAUUGAAGACAAUUUUUACAUACAGUCAGUUCUUCAGAAUGCCCUUAUCUAUAUUAAAAAAACUUAAAAAAAUUAAUUUUUGAAACGGGAAUUUCAAAGUUUUUCAAGAACCCAGACGGACCCAAGUGCACCCAAGGAAAUGCGAAAAUGUUUGCCGAUAAUCUACAAACAGAGCGGAUUUUUCAGGCCUUUUCAAGGUUUUUUUUUUAAAAACUACUUUUCGAUAAAAUAUCGAUUUUUGAAAAAUCUAUAGUUUUUGACGUCUUUGACCUUUAUGAACUUGUGGAAUGUAUUUUUUUAAACUUAUUUUUGAAAAAUCAAAUAUUUUUUUAUCAAAUUUUUUUCAAAAUGAGCCGUGGUCGCACGUGGAAUGGAUGAAAGCGUUAGAAGUAUGAUUUGAAAUUCGUACUGGUUUUUUUCCAACGCGCAAGUCGCUUCAAGUCGGCCGCAGAUUCAAGCCAUUCAAAAGCUAUUAAGGAGUAUUCAAGCAGAUGAAAAAAAUAACCUUAUUUGAUCGAAAAAUUAAAGUUUACUUUAAUCAGAAGCUCAAUUUAUACUCGGGCAAAGUCAGGAUGCUGAAUAAUGGCCGCUAGAAGGGAGAGGCUCACAAAAGGCAGCAAAAAGGUCGCAAAAAGGCAGCAAAAAGGCAGCAGAAAAGCCCCUCAAAGGCAGCAAAAUGAGUCGCUUUAUCGAGCCUUUCGCUUUUCUGAGAUUUUAAGGGUCAAGAAAUGCUGGAAAAAGGGAGAGGCAGCAAAAAUGGUGCAUAUUAGCCCAUAAAAUGGCUCAAAAUGGCAGCAAAAAGGCAGCCUUUUUCCACCUUUUCCGACUUUGUCUAUGAAAAAUCACUGAAAAAUCAGUCAAUUUUGUAACCCAAGUUCUAACCCUCUCAUUUCUGAACACUAUUUCGUUGCUCGCUCCCAAACCGAUUCUCGGAACUUCGGGACAAAAAAGUGUAUUAUUUUUCCCACGUUGCCUAGUCAAAAUUGUUACUUUCUCACCAAACUUUCUCGAAAUAGCCCAUUCCGUCACAACUACCGUAAUUUUGGCUAAUCACAACCUUACAAAUACACGUUCUUUACGUCAAAAAUCAUCAUUGGACUCGAUUUUGCCCUUUUAGAAAAAGAAAACAAGUCAAUUAGACAUGAUUACCGUUCAUUACAAUUGCGGGAAUACUCAAUUAGGCGAUAUUUCAGGUCUAAAAGUAAUUGUACCUUUUUAGAUUACGUCAAAUAAAGUCACUAAAAAGGGGUUUUUUCAAGAAUUUUUUCAAAAAUCCACAAAUUUUCACCUAAAAUUGCUCUGCAAAAUGAAAAAAAACUGUUCAAAAAUUACACGAAAAACCCAAGAAAUUCAACCCUAACUAAAAUGGAUCUCAAAAAAAUGAUUUGUGACGUCAUCAAUGAGCUCAAAAAUGACGUCAUUAAUAAAGGUGACGUCAUUAAAAACAGUUUAAGCGACGUCAUAAAAAACUUUUAGAACACAGAUCGGUUUCCUUUUUUUGUUCAAAAGUAAGAAAAAUUCCUCAAUUUUCCAGUAAAAUCUAUUUAAAAAAAUGACAUAAUGACGUCAUAAUUUCAAGAUGACGUCACUUGAAAAAAAUCAAUUUUUUUCUGGAAAAAAAUGAAAAAUGUGUUUUUUUAACCUAGUUCAUUUUGACUUCUUUAUCAAAACUAAAAGAUCAAAUAUUCCUACAAUAAUCUUUUAAAAAAAUGACGUCACAACACUUAAGGGACUACCACCGUUGUGGAUGCGUCAAAUUCCAUACACGGCUUCAAAAUUCAUUUGCUUCGAAUUCGCUAUAGAGGUUUCCGAGUAACUUGAACCCCAAAAAGUUCAUUUUUCAGACAAUUUACAAGAAUUUCUUAAAAUCUCGAUCGCAGGAUUGUACGAAAAGCCAACAAAUGGCUGUCACGUUGGCGGCCGGAUGUGUGGCUGGUAAGGUUGGAAAAAAUAGCCGUCAAUGGUGGAAUUUGUGCGCUCUAUUAAUAAUUUAGCUAUUUUUUGAAGAGAAUGCUCUUAAAAGCUACUUUUUGAAAAUUUUUCUGCCUAAUUUAAGAAAAAAAGAGGGUUUCAAACAAAAUGCGCUCUAUCGUUAAUUGAGCUCAAAUUUCGAAUACUGAUGCCUUACUAGUUGUUUUAUGAGCUUGUUUUUAAGAAUUAAAAAAAUUACGAAAAAAAUGUUAAAAAAACCGGUUUUGAAAAAAAGUAACCACAAAAAGCUACUUUUUGAAAAUUUUUCUCUUGAAUUUCAAAAAAAGUGGUUUUCCAAAUCAAAUGCGCUCUAUCGCUAAUUGAGCUCAAUUUCGAAUUCUGACCCUCUGCAACUUUAAACAAUAAAAAAAUUACUAAAAAAAAUGUUUAAAAACCUGGUUUUGAAAAAAAUAACCACCAAAAAAACUGCUUUUUUUGAAAAAAAUUUCUGCCUAAUUAAAAAAAAAUCAGGUUUCAAACCAAAUGCGCUCUAUUGAUAAUUGAGAUCAGAGUUCGAAGAUGGUUUUAAUCCGUAAAAAAACCAAGAAGGUUCUAGAAUUUUGUUGAAAAAAGAUCGCCUGAUUUCAAAAAAAAAGUGGUUUUCAAAUCAAAUGCGCUCUAUUGAUAAUUCAGCUCAAUUUUGAAUUCUGACCCUCUGCAACUUUAAAAUUACGAAAAAAAUGUUAAAAAAACCUGGUUUUGAAAAAAAGUAAUCAACAAAAAAAGUUACUUUUUUUAAAAAAAUUUUUCCUGAUCAAUUUCAAAAAAAAUGGGUUUCAAACCAAAUGCGCUCUAUUUAUAAUUCAGCUCAAAAACAAAGAUUUGUUGUUCCAAAUUAAAUUUCUCUCUAAUUUUUGUCAAAAAGUAGCAAGCUUGGGCAAAUAUUUUUUUCAAAAAGCCUAUUCAAAAAAAUCCGAGAAUUCCGAAAAUAUGAUGCUUUUUUUCUAGAAUUCAUCAUGAAAAAAAGAACUGAAAAAGAGAACGAAAUGUUGAGAUUUUUUUACAAAAAAAUUUGAUUUUUUUAAGAUUCUCAUGUUUCCUAGUGAUCAAAUGACUACGAAAAAAAGGGAUGAAUAGGUCUCAAAAAUAGAAAAAUUUCUUCCUGAUUUUUUCAAAAAUCCAGUCCGUACGAGGAAAAAAACAUUUUUUUGGUUUCAGAAAAGCACCAGUGCUUUGAUAAAGCGGCAGAACAAUCUAAAUUUGUUUUUGAAUCCGGAUAGAUUGUUGAAAAAAAAGAAAAAAAUAUACAGAUCUAGUGAUAAAAUUAUCAUUUUACAGGUGUAGUCAUUUCUCAAAAUUUUCAAAAAUCGAGAAUCUUUUCAUGGUUAUGUGACUUUAGAAACCAAAUAAAAAAAUCCUAGACCAAAAAAAUCAGAAAAUAAUCGAGCUUAAGACCACUAGAAACAUCUAUAAAUGUAUAAAAACCCCCUCAAAAAUCGAAAAAAAUGUUCAAAAAAACAGUAUAAAAAAAGCGCUCAAUAAGACGUUCUUCAUGAAAAAAAGCUCAAAAAAAUUAAUUUUUAAAAUUAUUUUUAAAAAGUGGGUGUCGAACGAAAUGCGCUCUAUUGACAAUUCAAAAUUGUAUCGGUUUCAGAAAAAGUCCAGUGCUUGAAAAUUCAGCCGCCUAUCGUUUUUUAAAAGUCCGGAUAGAGAAUUGAAAAAUGAAAAUAUGCAAGUCUAAUGAUACGAUUAUCAUAUUACAGGCGUAGUCUGUGCAAUUUGCUCCCAUCCACCUGACGUAGUAGUGUCCCAGGUGUACAAAAACUCUGACGUCGGACUUUUCGAAGCGAUCCGGUGAGUUGUUAAUGAUAGUAGAUUCACUUUCGCUCUUUUUUGCUACUUAUGAAGCCCUUAUCAAGCUACUUUCCAGCUCCUUUUGACCUCAAAACAUUGAAAAUAUACCUAAAUACAGAAACUUGGGCUCCACACACUUUUUUUUCCAGCAGUUUUUUAGCCACUUUUUGAAAAUCCAACAUUUUUUGUACCCCUUAUCAAGCUAUUUUCUGGCUCUUCCUGAUCACAAAACAUUGAAAAACUACCUGAAUGCAGGAAAGUUGGGCUCCGCGGGAUGUGGUCGGGCUUGGGAGCCCGAAUGUUGAUGAUUUCCUCGAUCGCCGCCGCCCAACUCUUCAUCGUCGAUGCCACUAAAAUGACUUUCAAUUUGGAACGACCAGAACCUAAAUAUUGA
Molecule: messenger RNA, 8060 nt
Organism: Caenorhabditis auriculariae
Lineage: Eukaryota; Metazoa; Nematoda; Chromadorea; Rhabditida; Rhabditidae
Source: the annotation of a GenBank genome assembly